Styela clava is the source of this 1688-nucleotide messenger RNA. The record is from RefSeq and is a predicted model, not a curated record. Lineage: Eukaryota; Metazoa; Chordata; Ascidiacea; Stolidobranchia; Styelidae.
CGUACGGUGAAAGCGAUAUUGAUGCAUUGCAACCAGGCUGGUCUUAUUAUCACACAGGAAAUAGAGGGGCAAAAAGUCUGAAACUGAUUAAUGCUGUUACACAUAUUGAUAAGAAAGUUUGACAUCAUCAUUACCCCCGGAAAUGAGAAGAAGGUUCAUCAUUUUAUCAUAUACUUAUGUGAAGAUAUGAAGGAUAUUUCGCGACUUGGCAGAGACCUGGAAUGCUAUGCAGAAAUGAAUCCAAUCUGGGCCGGCUGUUCAAAAGUGUUAGCAGGCUGGGCUUUAGGAAUGUCUAAUGUUCGUUUUCCAGUCGAAGCCGGAUAUCCAAUCGGAGGAAAAAUUGGACCAAAAUAUAUUUUGUUGGAAACCCAUUAUGAUAAUUCGGAUUUGGAGCCUGAUAUUAUCGACAGUUCGGGAGUUCGCUUUUACUAUACAGAAAAUCUUCGAAAAUAUGAUGCUGGAUUACUUAUAAUAUCACAACCAAUUCAAGGCAUAUUGGUUCCUCCGAAUACCGAAAGGUUUAGAAUAAACGGUUAUUGUUCUAACAGAUGCUUUUCACAGGGAUUCGAUGAAACAGACUUUGAAGAAACGACAGUGUUUUCUGUAACACUACACGGCCAUCUUGCAUCAAAAUCCAUGGAGUUGAGACAUUUGAGAGGCAAAAAGGAAUUAGAGCCUAUUGCAAGCGAUGAUCAUUACGACUCUAAUUAUCAAGAAACGCAAUAUAUGGAUGUUAAGAUACGUAAAGGAGAUUCUUUUAUAAUGCAGUGUGACUACGAUACGAUUGGAAGAAACAAUGUUACCACGGGUGGCUUAAGAACAAGUAACGAAAUGUGUUUAGCAUUUGUGUUUCAUUACCCCGCAUUGAAGUUGGAUUUCUGUGAUUCCUAUGUUCCAGUUAUGGAAAGCCGGCAAGCAUUUAUCGGAUUAGUUUGGGGACUUGGAGAGUCUGUAACUAUACAGGAAGGUGAGCGUAUUGCACAGGAAGCAAGGCAGAAUCCGGUGGAAGUUAUGGAUAUUUUAGCAAAAUGGGUUUUGAACAAAAUUGAAUGGACCGAUGAGAAAAGAAAAUUUGCGGAGAAAUAUUUGACUGAAUCGAAAAGACGCGUAAUUUGCUCAUACGGGCAGAAACUUUUGUUGGGUUACACACAAGAUAUCGCGAUUCCGAAAUAUGAACCAUUUAAAAAAAGAGAUGUGUGUUCACUUAAUGGAGAAAACUCAAAUAAUGAAACAUCACCUAAAAUUGAGUCAACCAAAAUCAAUCCACCUGUAAUAUUUGUUGUUAUAGCUGCCUCUGUAUUUAUUGUUACAUCAAUUGCGGCGAAACUUUCUUUUUAAUUGUGCCCUGGAGCAUGUUAAUGUUUCUGAGUUGUCUCAAGCAACAUUGUCAGUCUAUAUUGCAUUUUCCAACCUCUUUGUUUAAGGACUUAUUGAAAGAACUAUAGAACAUGAUACGAAUAUGACACUGCGAGAAAAACAUGUUAUACAUGUGAAUGAUGAUGAAAUUCUGUUAUAGCAAGUUUACUUGCUUUUAAAGUAUUAGUUUCAGAAGUGGAAAACGAAUUGAAACAAUAAAAAUAUGUAAUAUAUUUCCUAUACAAAGAGUUUUUUUGUGCAUUUUGGCGCAAGAUAUUUUUGUAGUUAGAAAAAUAGACUUCCCAGAUUUGUAAUCUAAUAUACCUUGAGAU